AACCAGCAUUUUUACCAUUUUCCUUACCUAUUAUCUACCAAAGCCUCAAUACACUCCCAGCAGUGUCCGGUCCCGGGUGCCCUGAAACCAGUCUCUGUCUAUCUCUUCUCUAUCUGCUUUAAAAGCGUCAGCAACACUCGCUGUCUCAAAAAUGGAGUCUUCCCUACCCCAACAACAGCAGCAACAAGGACCCAAGAAGAGAGGCCGAAAGCCGAAGCCAAAGGACGAGAAAGAACAGCAGCAACAAAGUGCGGGUAAAACGAAAGAAGGAAAGAAAUCCCAACAACCAAGCGUUGAUGAGAAGUACACUCAAUGGAAGUCUUUGGUCCCUGUUCUCUAUGACUGGCUUGCUAAUCACAAUCUCGUUUGGCCUUCUCUCUCUUGCCGCUGGGGGCCACAGCUUGAGCAAGCUACUUACAAGAGUCGGCAGCGUCUCUACCUCUCUGAACAGACUGAUGGUAGUGUUCCAAAUACUCUCGUGAUUGCAAAUUGUGAAGUUGUUAAACCUAGGGUUGCUGCUGCAGAGCACAUCUCUCAGUUUAAUGAGGAAGCACGCUCACCUUUCGUGAAGAAGUACAAGACCCUCAUACAUCCCGGAGAGGUUAACAGAAUCAGAGAACUUCCACAGAACUCGAAGAUCGUUGCAACACACACCGAUAGUCCAGAUGUUCUUAUUUGGGAUGUUGAAUCUCAACCCAACCGUCAUGCUGUCCUUGGAGCUACACAUUCUCGCCCGGAUUUGAUUUUGACUGGACAUCAAGAUAAUGCUGAAUUUGCACUUGCAAUGUGUCCUACUGAACCCUAUGUGAUCUCUGGAGGGAAGGACAAAUCAGUGGUUUUGUGGAGCAUCCAGGACCACAUAUCUGGUGGAUCAAUCAUCAAACAGAACAAGCCUGGGGAAGGUAAUGAUAAAGCAGCUGAAGGCACUUCUGUAGGUCCUCGUGGUAUCUUUUGUGGGCAUGAGGAUACAGUUGAAGAUGUUGCGUUCUCUCCAUCAAGUGCACAAGAGUUUUGUAGUGUAGGUGAUGAUUCCUGCCUCAUAUUAUGGGAUGCACGAGUUGGUACUAGCCCUGCUGUCAAGGUUGAAAAGGCACAUGAUGCUGAUCUUCAUUGUGUUGAUUGGAAUUGCCAUGAUGAUAAUCUUAUCCUAACCGGGUAUGUCUCCAUCGAAGUCCGCAGAUACUACUGUCCGCAUAAAGCUGCCGUUCUCUGCGUUCAGUGGUCCCCGGAUAAGUCAUCUGUAUUUGGUAGUUCUGCUGAGGAUGGCCUCUUAAACAUUUGGGACUAUGACAAGGUUGGCAAAAAGGUGGAUAGUCCUUCAAAAUCUCCUAGUACUCCCGCAGGACUCUUUUUCCAGCAUGUUGGCCACAGGGACAAAGUUGUUGAUUUCCAUUGGAAUGCAUCUGACCCAUGGACCAUUGUUAGUGUUUCCGAUGACUGUGACACCACCGGUGGUGGAGGGACAUUACAGAUAUGGCGCAUGAGUGAUCUGAUCUACAGGCCAGAGGAGGAGGUAUUGGCAGAGCUCGAGAAAUUCAAGUCCCAUGUCAUUUCUUGCGCUGGCAAACCAUGAGUGACAGGAUCGAUCGGAAGGCCUUCAUACAUCCAGAUCGACUCGUAGGUGGCCAUGUUAGUGAUUUGCAGAUUUUCAGGCAUAGAUGCAUUUAGACAAACGGUUUUAACAUUGAUAUUGGUGUGUUAACACCGACCAUAACAUCGAGGCUAUAAAUUAUGAUCAACCGACUGUUGGACGAUGAACACCAUUGAAUUCUAUGAUGGGUUCCAAUAACUAUUUUUC
Messenger RNA from Hibiscus syriacus, 1798 nucleotides. Its product is annotated as WD-40 repeat-containing protein MSI4-like. NCBI's taxonomy places the organism in Eukaryota, Viridiplantae, Streptophyta, Magnoliopsida, Malvales, Malvaceae. Gene Ontology annotation, molecular function: histone binding. The record is from RefSeq and is a predicted model, not a curated record. Gene Ontology annotation, biological process: regulation of gene expression. Gene Ontology annotation, cellular component: nucleus. Bases 152 to 1573 code for a protein of 473 amino acids. The transcript is spliced from 15 exons.